This is a messenger RNA of Peronospora matthiolae, 162 nucleotides long. Lineage: Eukaryota; Oomycota; Peronosporomycetes; Peronosporales; Peronosporaceae. The record is from the annotation of a GenBank genome assembly.
AUGAAGGGCAGCAAGCCAUUUAAAGACGCGAUGAUUCGGCCCUCGCUGUCGCUCAUAUCGCUCUCGUUGCAGUUUACGCUGUCACCAGGAAAACGGUCGUUGGACUCGGUCACGCAGCGUCAAGAAAACCGUGGAGCUUUUAAGAUUCAGAAGACGCAGUGA